AUGGAGCCAGCAGCGUCCGCCAGCGCCGCGUCGGCGCGGCCGAUGGAGCCCCAUUGUGCGCCAGCCCCGCAAUCCUCGGACGAAGCUUCCUCGUCCUACUCCGCGUGUCUCCAUGCUGAUUUGAGGCCGGUGGCGUGCGAUGCGAGCGGCGAGGAGGGCGUCCUCCACGACCUGGACUCCCAGUGGGCGGCGGCAGCCGAGGCGUAA
This is a messenger RNA of Miscanthus lutarioriparius, 207 nucleotides long. The record is from the annotation of a GenBank genome assembly. NCBI's taxonomy places the organism in Eukaryota, Viridiplantae, Streptophyta, Magnoliopsida, Poales, Poaceae.